This is a messenger RNA of Lachnellula hyalina, 1770 nucleotides long. It is a transcript of the gene AMO1, whose product is annotated as Nucleoporin. The transcript is spliced from 4 exons. The coding region runs from base 1 to 1770 and encodes 589 amino acids. The record is from RefSeq and is a predicted model, not a curated record. Gene Ontology annotation, molecular function: metal ion binding. NCBI's taxonomy places the organism in Eukaryota, Fungi, Ascomycota, Leotiomycetes, Helotiales, Lachnaceae.
AUGCCUCCAGUAACAUGCAAGUUUUGGAUGCAAGGAAAUUGUAGAUUCGGAGAGAAAUGCAAAUUCGAGCACCCCUCUCGAGGAGGGGGAGUUCCCAAUGGCAACCGCUUUGCAUCAUUGCAAAGCCCGGAUCAUACGAAUACUCGUAGCAAUGGAUAUCAGCAGGGCGGAGCCUCAGGGCCAGGAUCGUCGGUUCCCUUCUCUCUCGACAAAUCUCAGAUCGUAACAGAUCUCUCGUCGGAAAAGCCACAAUGGAUACUCUCUGCCUAUGGUCCUGGGCGACAGGCGCCGGCACAACUGUUUGGUGGACCGAUGCGAGAGCAGAGCUUCGAGGAGAUGCGUUUGCUUCAUUAUAUGGCCGUAGCUUCUGGCAAUCCUCAGCAAGCUGUUCAAGAAGCAGAAAAGCUAUUCCAGGCCUCAGAACAGCAGAUACAUACGGCCCUCAACGACGUUGACGGUGCUAUAAACUUCAUAAUCAACGCCCAAAAUGAGCACCCAAAUCGGAUCGAUAUUGUCCAAGGAACCCAAGUUCCUACAUCAGGAUCACAACCAAAUCCUUUCGGUCAACCUAAUGGUGCUCAGCCAACAACAUCGAAUAUUUUCGGCGCUCCCAGACAGCCUACGGCACCCGCCUUUGGGGCGCCAAGCCAAGCCCCAGCGUUUGGGGCACCUUCUGGAGGACCAGCAUUUGGUCAACCACCGGCUCUUGGCGCAAAGCCUAAUCCAUUUGCAACACCGUCAGCUUUCGGUGCCCCGUCACAGCCUGGCACUGGAGGGGCAUUUGGACAGCCUUCACAAGUCGGUGCAGGAGGCGCCUUUGGACAACCAUCUCAGCUUGGAGGAGGAGGUGCCUUUGGACAGCCAUCUCAGCCUGGUGGAGGAGGUGCCUUUGGACAACCUUCUUCAUUAGGUCAAAAGCCAAAUCCGUUUGGAGCUCCUUCCGGUGGUUCAGCAUUUGGCGGUACGUCCAAUGCUACAGCGGCACCCUUUUCGGCUUUUGCCAAUGCCCCGAACUCUUUGUCCCAGGGAGCCGCCCCCGCAACUACAAGUGCGUUUGGCGCACCUUCACAGCCUACAACGUCCGCCCCCUUCGGAACCGCUCCCGCGACUACAGGUACAUUCGGCGCCCCUUCACAGCCUACAACGUCUGCCCCCUUCGGAACCACACCCCAACCCGCAUCAUCUAACCCAUUUGGACAGCCGUCUCUUCAAGCACCAAACCCUUUCGGAGGUGCGUCUUCUGCACCGUUUGGUGCUCCUUCGCCCGCCGCGAAGAACCCCUUUGCAACUGUACCUCCAGUACAAUCAAAGAAUAAUUUUGGGACAACACCCUCCGCGCCAAACCCAUUUAGCCGUACUCAACCUAAUACUCCAACCUCUAACCCCCUGGGAAAUCCCUCCGCUAACACCACGAGUUCGAUGCCAUUUGGUACACCCCCUCCUGGAAUAAAUGGAAAUACUGGAACCGGGCAUCCACCUAUCAGCAGCUAUAGCUCCAAAGAUCAGAGUGGACGAUUGACUAUGUUCAAGGGAAGACGUGUUGUGUAUCAUGAAGAUGAACCAGGUGUACGAAACCAAGAUGGAACCUGGUCAAAGAUCUGGUUUCCUGAAGGACCACCACUCCCCUACAAGGAUACAGAGAUGGACGAGAGCGUCUAUGAUGACGGAACAAAGGCGGCGUACACGCAGAUGAGGCAGACGGGGUCCUUUCCGGACGGCGUUAUGCCAAUGCUUCCCCCCAUGCGGGAAUGGUGCUCUUGGGACUUUUAA